GUCCAGUCGUGACCGACUCUGGGGUUGUGGUGCUCAUCUUGCGUUAUUGGCCGAGGGAGCCGGCGUACAGCUUCCGGGUCAUGUGGCCAGCAUGACUAAGCCGCUUCUGGUGAACCAGAGCAGCAUACGGACACACCGUUUACCUUCCCGCUGUAGCAGUACCUAUUUAUCUACUUGCACUUUGACGUGCUUUCGAACUGCUAGGUUGGCAGGAGCUGGGACCGAGCAACGGGAGCUGACCCCGGCAUAGGGAUUCGAACCGCCGACCUUCUAAUCGGCAAGCCCUAGGCUCAGUGGUUUAACAGCAUCCCCUAUUGGAUCCAUAAAUUACCAUAUAGCAUAUAUUCAACCCAAAAAACAGCAAGAAUUUGUUGUUGACCAAGGACAGCUGGACAUAUAAAGGGCCCCAUUACCUUCAGUAGCUUAGGGCCUCAUCAAACCUAAAUCUGGCCCUGGGCAGAAACCUCUGCAGAAGCAGCGCUGGUUUCGGCUGGAGCUACGCACGACCUUGGGAGCAUACCCUGAGACCCCCGAGUAUAGGGCGGUAUAUAAAUAAUAAUAAUAAAGGUUUCCUGUGGUUUCAGUGGUAUCCUGCCCGGAUUCGCCGUUUCUCUCCCAGAAUUUGGCAGGUGGAGAACCAGGGGCAGGAAGGUCAGGGCAAGGUGGCACUUCUUGUUUUGCCUUGAUAGGGACGGACCACCUAUGCCAUCCAGGGAGGUCCGGCUGGUGUCUUCGGUAUACACCUUUAGGCGCCAGGCGAAAGCAUUCCUCUCCAACAAGGCUUUUGGUUGAUUAACAUCUGGUGCCCUUUUAAAAUGUGUUCUGAAAGCAGGGAAGGGGGAUUAUGGGGUUGUUUUUGUUUCUAUUGCAUGUUUUCUGUUUUCUUUUUAUAUUGUGAUCAGUUCAGUGCAAGAUUUACCGACGCCCCCAUGUAUAAGACGCCUCCUAUUUUUGGGGACUCAGAUUUAAGAAAAUAGGGGGAGAUGGGCCAGAGUAUAAGACGCCCCCUAAUUUUUGACCUUAUUUUUUAGGGGGGAAACCUAGUCUUAUACAUGGAAAAAUAUGGUACAUAUAAGGUAAACAAGCUAUAGCGUAGGGCCCCACUCUCUUAGGGGCCCCCAGAAAAAGAUAAAGGGGAAAAAACCUGGAUGUACAUUUCCAAAAUAUAAGAUAAAAAACAAAUAAAAUAAAACCUACAUACAACAAGUGUUUUGUGUUGUGUAGGCUCUGAUGAUGUAAGUAAUGGGCCCUGCCUGCUCCCUAGAAUAUCACUGGUUUGCAUCUGGCACAUAAAUUUAUUGAAUCAAAUUAUAGACCACUUGCUUUAAAAUACAGUACAGUGGUACCUCGGUUUAUGAACACAAUUGGUUCCGGAAGUCUGUUCAUAAACUGAAGCGUUCAUAAACUGAAGCGAACUUUCCCAUUGAAAGUAAUGGAAAGUGAAUUAAUCCGUUCCAGAUGGUCCGCGGAGUAAGCGUUCAUAAACUGAAGCAAACUUUCCCAUUGAAAGUAAUGGAAAGUGGAUUAAUCCGUUCCAGACGGGUCCGCGGAGUACUUAAACUGAAGCGUUCAUAAACUGAAGCAUGGGUGUAAUUGGUUCCGGAAGUCUGUUCAUAAACUGAAGCGUUCAUAAACUGAAGCAAACUUUCCCAUUGAAAGUAAUGGAAAAUGAAUUAAUCCGUUCCAGAUGGGUCCGCAGCGUUCAUAAACCGAAAAUUCAUAAACCGAGGUGUUCAUAAACCGAGGUUCCACUGUAGUAGUAAUAAUAAUCAUCAUCUCAAAGUGUUGUGCGAUAAGAGUUUAAACUAAAAUGCAAUGGGCAGUGUGGCAUUGCACACUAAACCAAAUUUUUGGUUAGUGCAGCAGCAGAAAGGACCAGGCAGGAGCAAAGUGUCUGGGAGCUUCUCUUUGGGAGCCUGCUCACCAAGCCAAGUUUCUUUCAUUUUCGUGCCUGCUUAUAUUAAGAGUGCCAUGCAAAGCGGCUCAAGAUAUAUCUACAACUGUCUAUGAGUAACCUCUACUCAGAAUGCAGAGCAGCACAAAGCAGCAAUCAUGUAUUUACUGAAACUAGGAAGCUGGUUAAAUAGGGGAUUCAGAGCUGGUUAGAAAACUGGACUCAAAAAGUACUGAUUCCACAUCUUAGACUCUUUUUCUUGGUGUUCCAGUUCUAACAAGUGGAGGAGAAAGAGAGAUGGUUGGCCUUCCUGCUUUGCCUUUAGGUGCAGCCAUAUUCAUGUUUAAAAAUUCUGCAAUACAUUGGAUAAUUUGCAUUAUGUUUUCUCUGGUUAUAUUGGAAAAUUGAUGUUUGGCAUGUUCUCCCCCCCCCCCAGAAACACACUGCUUUUGCUACUUUUCCGAAUGAAAAUGCAGCUACUCAGGUGUGUAUUUGGGACCAUUCCAGAACUUGCGUUCUUUUAUUUCUUUAUUUCUUUUUUGCUGUAGUGCUCUAUGGCUGUAGCUGAAGAUGUCUGCCUUUCAAUACAGAAACAAAGUGUUGAAGAGAAGUCUAAGGCUGCAGUCUUAACCCUGCUUACCUGGGAAUAAACCCCAUUGAUUUCAAUGGGAUUUAUUUCUGAGGAUUGCGUUGUAAGGCUGUGAUUGUUUGCAUACCUACUUAGAAUAAACUAUUAAGAUUGGAGGGAGGACUUGCUUAAGAGCAUUCAUGCUUGGAUAAGAUUCCUCCAAAAUGCUUUACGUAAUUACAUAUUUAGGUGUUGUUAGAAAACAGCAAGGACAAUUUAGCAAAUGAAUAUUAAUGGUUAGCAUAAAGACAACAGAGUAUGGUAGUGAUGACUGUGUGUACAUAUUAGAUGCUAAUAUUAAAACAGCCUGCUUAACUUGUAAAUGUGCAAAAGCAGGCCACCUGAUAAGUGCUCAAGGCUGUAGAGCAGGCUUCCUCAAACUCGGCCCUCCAGAUGUUUUUGUGACUACAAUUCCCAUCAUUCCUGACCACUGUUCCUGCUAGCUAGGGAUCAUGGGAGUUGUAGGCCAAAAACAUCUGGAGGGCUGAGUGAGGAAGCCUGCUAUAGAGAAACAGAAAAAUAUAUUGAGUUGCUUAGCUUUAUAUUUUACAGCUCUUUCUGUAUUAAGAUGACAGACAUUCUGUUGUCAUCUUAACUUUGCCUCUCCUAACUUCUAUCUUCGAUCUAACUUAAAAGUGUAAAAUCCUUGGAGUAGGAAAUUUAUAAAAUAUAUGCAUAUUGGCCCCAUAUAAAACCACAAAUCUAUAAGUAACCUACAUUAUCGGAACAGAAGUAUAAGUUUCAGUGUCCAGUUCAAGAACUGGCAAGAAAGCAAUUAAAUUUUCUGCAUGUGUAUUAAGUCUUUUCUGCAAUGAGAAGUAAUUCUCAUUCAUUUCCAGCAUGCCUUUCUCGCUGGUAUCUUAGUAUAAAAUUGUAGGCAAUGGUCGGGACGUUAUCCAUUUUUGGUCAUUAAGAGAGAUUAAAUGGAAAGUUGUUGCUCUUCCCCCGAACUUUCUCUCCAUGUUGCUUAGUUUUUAGGCAAAGUAAAUUGCAAGAGGGGAGAAGAAAGGGAUAAACCAAGAGGUUGAUGGGUCAGAGUGCAUUUUAAAUGUUAGUUGAUUUAACUGCAUGUUGUGUUCAAUUGAAGGCUUUAUCGAGAUUGCAUCAGCUGAACCUUCUAGGCCACACUCUGGUGGUUGAAUAUGCAAAGGACCAAGACAGUAUUUGUGCACUUAGCCAAUCUUCUCAAAACGAGAAGGACAAAAGCCUUGAAGAACCAGUGAAAGAAGAGAAAGAACAGAAAGAUCUAGGCUGCCUCAAGAUAGAAAGUGGAAUUGCUCCUAGCCAUGGGUUAACUUUCCCUAUAAAUUCUUGCCUCAAAUAUCGAUAUCCCCCGCCUUCCAGUACAAUCCUAGCCAACAUAGCAAAUGCCUUGGCAAGUGUGCCUAAGUUUUAUGUGCAGGUUUUGCAUCUUAUGAACAAGAUGAAUCUUCCCCCUCCCUUUGGGCCAGUUACUCCUCGACCUCCUAUGUAUGAAGAGUAUAUUCCUUUACCGCCUCCUAUUCCCCCUCUGCCUCCUGAGGAACCUCCUUUGCCUGAAGAGGAGGACAGUCAAGACUCAAGCAAAGAUGAAUCUGAGUAUGAAAGUGCUGAUGAAGAGGAAAAAGAAAGAUUUACAAAGCUGAUGGAAUUGGCAACCCUCCAACCCAAACGACGGAUCCCAACAAAGCCGCACCGUACGAGAAAAAGGAGAAAGAUAAAAGACUUAUUAAAUGUCUCCCAGCUUGCUUCCCACAGCAAUUUGCACCCAGCCCUGUCGCCUUCGGAUGUGUUUGAACAGCCACACCCUGUAGGUCUCAAAAAAAUUGAAUUUCACAUAUCUUCAGAGAGCCCCGACAUUCUUCAGAAAAGCUUGGCAGAGCAGCACAACAAUGACAUCUAUGCAGCCAUUGAUGAAAUAUCUGGUGCAGGGUUUGGAAAAAUCUUACCCGCUCUCCGUUCCAAUAAUAAAGAAGAGACAGAAGAGGAGGAAGAAGAUGAUGAAAUACCUUCGGAAUUUGUUUCUAAAAGAGAGCUAGAAAAAGGCAGAAUCUCCCAUAAAGAAAUGGAAAGUCUUGCUGUCUUCAGAAAUUACGAGCCUGGUGAGCCAAAUUGCAGAAUUUACGUGAAGAAUCUGUCUAAACAAGUUCAAGAAAGGGAUUUGAAGUUUAUCUUUGGAAGAUACGUUGACUUUUCAUCAGAAACUGAACGUAUAAUGUUCGAUAUACGCUUAAUGAAAGAAGGCCGUAUGAAAGGACAAGCAUUUGUCGGGCUUCCCAAUGAAGGAGCAGCUGCAAAAGCUUUGAAAGAAGUCAAUGGAUAUGUUUUAUUUGACAAACCUAUGGUGGUCCAAUUUGCUCGAUCCGCAAGACCAAAGCCGGAUCCCAAAGAGGAGAGGAGAAAAGAUAAGGGGAGAAGACCCUGAAGAAACAUUCCUGCCUAAAUACUGCAGUAAUACUGUGUCAUGCAAAGUGUAUCCUUUCUUGCUGUAUCCUUUUUUUGUAUAUAUACAUCUUUUUUUUCUAGCAAAAGGUUCUAGUGUUCUCUUAGCAUAGCGCUAGGUCUAGCAGGUCUCUAGUAAUGGUUUGUUAUUUUACUAAACAUAGCCCCUGUUUGUUAACUUACCAGGGUACCCAUGGAAGUUUAUAGCCUUAAAAUGUACUUUUGAAAAAUUCCUCAUAUUAAUAGUAGCACAGUUUUGGGCUGCCAGGCCUUCAGCAAGUGUAAACCUCUCUGCUUACGUUGGUAGAGUUUUAAAUGCUGUUUACCAACUGAAGAUCUGGCCUCAACUGUAUAUUUUUAAUCAUUGCAUCCUUUCAAUCCUUUUUAAUCCUUUCAAUCUUAUGGUGUCCAGAGGAAAAACAACAACACCUCCAUAGCAAAGUAAUACAAUAUGCAUCUUUAGCUGUUUUUUGUAAUCCUCCUUACUGGAUAAAGAGCAGCAGGUGAAGGAGCAAACUUAAUUAUCUUCUGCUUAGUCUUUCUUGCUUCUUUCUAAUUCGUUCUCAGGCUAGCAUCAUCUUCUGUAUAAGCAUUACAGUAAAAUACAGCUGUUCCAGAGACAGGUUUAGCCUUGGAUCCCUUAGAACUCAGAACCACAGCCUUGCAAAAGGGAAUUCUCUUUCCAUUUACAGGAGGGGUCUGCAUGGGUCCCAUCCUGAUGGGAUGUUGCAGGGCAGUUUUUGCUAACCCUUUUUCCUGCAGCCAUCCCCUAUUGCAUUCCAUACUCUUCCUAAAGGUUCCCCAAACCCCUGGAACAGCUUUUGCUGGCGGUAGGGUGUUUUUGAGGGAAGAAGGAUUUGGUAAAAAUUCCCUCCCCCUCUUUGCCCAUAGCAGGAGCAGACUUUUGCUCACAAGCUCUCUGUAUCUUAGCCUUAGUUUUUCUUAUUAUCCAAACUUUUCAGCUUUCUACUUUAGAAAUGUGUGUUUUCAAUGCGCCUUUAAAUCGUUCCAGGUUCGUUUUGAGUUCCGUGUCUUUCAAGCUCUGGGAAGAAGAUGCACGGUCGGCGAACUAUUCAACAGUGCGUAAAAGCAUUUAACAUUUAUUUUAAACACGACACAAAUGUUCUGCUAACCUUAGGUGUGUUGUGUGCUUUUAAACAAUGGAAGAUCUUGCAGCAAGUCACAUAGCAGAUGUGGGAAAUGUUUCAAUUAAAGAUCUAAUAAAUUAUUCACUUUUG
Molecule: messenger RNA, 6181 nt
Organism: Zootoca vivipara (common lizard)
Lineage: Eukaryota; Metazoa; Chordata; Lepidosauria; Squamata; Lacertidae
Source: RefSeq, a predicted model, not a curated record